This is a messenger RNA of Acaromyces ingoldii, 1230 nucleotides long. RefSeq names its product L domain-like protein. The coding region runs from base 1 to 1230 and encodes 409 amino acids. The transcript is spliced from 7 exons. The record is from RefSeq and is a predicted model, not a curated record. Gene Ontology annotation, molecular function: protein binding. NCBI's taxonomy places the organism in Eukaryota, Fungi, Basidiomycota, Exobasidiomycetes, Exobasidiales, Cryptobasidiaceae.
AUGUCGGUGCAAGAGCCAGGCUCGGGAGGAGAGGGUCCUGAAGCCUCGACGUCGUCGAGCCAAACAAUUGGCGGUGAAAAGCCAAAGAAACAGGUCCAGGUCGUUGGCGCGCCCCCGCCGCUGCCCUUUGGCGGAAGAAAGGCAGAGGAGAGAGACGAGGACAGCGGAGAUGACGACGAGGAUGCGGAGGAGGAUGAAGGGGAAGAGGAUGAAAGAGACGAGGAAGACGGAGAGGAAGGACGGGAGGGAGCAGAGGCAAGGCAGAAUGGGAGAGAAGAGGCCGAGGAGGAGGACCUUCUUGCCAAUUUCCCAGAGGAUGAAGACACUAUCGACUUGACCCACCUCCGGCUUACUACCAAGGCACUUCGGAGACUUCCAUGGUCGAAGUUCUCAAAGUCACUCGAGCGGCUAUCGAUGCGGCAGAAUGAAAUCUCAAAGAUAACCGAGUAUGACGUUGGCCAGCUGAAUGCGCUCAAGGAGCUGGACCUGUAUGACAAUGGGCUUGAAAAGACGUAUGGCGAGGUCCUCAAGGCCUGUUCAAAUCUCGAGUCGCUCGACUACUCGUUCAAUUCCAUCCGUCACAUCUCCCACCUAAACCACCUCGCCAACGUGCACACUCUCUACUUUGUUCAGAACAAGAUCUCCCGCGUGAGGGCAGACGAUUUGACUGGGCCUAUUGGUGUCAACCUCCGCAGCCUCGAGCUGGGCGGCAACAAGCUAAGGUCUCUCGAGCAUAUCGGUCAUCUCACUAAACUAGAGGAGCUUUGGGUCGGCAAGAACAAAAUCACCAAGUUAGAAAAUCUCUCGUCGUUGAAAUCGCUUCGAAUUCUUUCGAUACAGUCAAACCGGCUGACGAAGAUUGAGGGACUGGAGGCGCUGACCAAUCUCGAAGAGCUCUACCUCUCUCACAAUGGCCUGCAGGCUCUUGAAGGCCUGGAGAGCAACGCCAGGCUGACGACGCUUGACGUGGGCGCCAACCGAAUUGAGGAGAUCAAGGGCGUAAGCCAUCUGAGCGUACUCGAGGAAUUCUGGGCAAAUGACAAUGCAAUCACAACGAUUCAAUCCAUCGACGAUCAACUUGGUCCGAACAAGUGUCCGAAGCUCAACACAGUCUACCUCGAGGGUAACCCGGUCCAGCGUAGCGAAGGAGCAGCCUAUCGACGCAAGCUGAUGCUGGCUCUUCCUCAGAUUUCGCAAAUUGAUGCAACCUUCGUAAAGCAGGCAAUGUAG